AUGUUGUCAAACGCUAAUAUGCUCAUGUCACCAAUCCUGUCUGUCAAUCUGUCCAAGGCAUUACAGUUACAAGGCAUUAAGAUUAAUACAGUAGACAGUAGACAUGGAUGUGAAGAUGAAACGUGUCAUGUACUUACAUAUCAAGGACUUUGGUCCACUCAGUGGCCAUCGGCCAUCCCGUGCGCCGUAAACAUGUUUUUUUUUAUUUUUUUAUUUUUUUAAUGAAAUAUUUAUAGGUAUUUAGAUUCUAGAUCGCAAAUAACUUACAAUAUAACGAGUAAAAUAACUUUUCAACGUGAUAAUAACACAUCAAUAACCGUGCCGAAAGAAGUACAAUUCAACAAUAAACUAAGUAACCAUUCGUUAUGGUAGGUAACCUAUAUAUUAUAGGUAUUCUCGUGACAACUAUUACAGUCCUUAUGUAUAGACUAAUAAGUGACGUAUGAAUUAUUUUUUUGGUUUAACGUUUUAGAUUCUGAGUAUAGCUAAGAAUGUAUUGGCAUUACUAACAUGUUUUUUUUUUUUUUUUUUUAUAUAUACUGUGUACACAAAUUAUACCACAAAUCUUGCUCAGAUAUAUAUGCGCGACACUAUUUCUGAAAGUGAAUGUUAUCCAGAUGAUGCAUUUAGGAGGUCAUUUUUUGAUUUUCCAAACAGUUUUCAUAAUAUCUGGGAAAAACCACGAUAAAAUGUAAGAAAAACGGGAAAUUUACGAAAAUAAUGCAUUUAUUAUUUUUCAAUUUUUUUAUUUGUUGUAAUUCAAUUAAAAAUAUUCGUAGAAACUUGAAAUUUGGACAGAAAAUUUUUUUUAUGUCUUUUCUAGACGUGGUAAAAUUUUCAAAAAAAUGUAAACCAUUUUUGACCUAUUUAUAGACAUUUAAAUUUUGAGAGUUUUGUACAUAAUUUUUAUUCGAUUGGUACUCGAUUAGGUGGUAAAAUUGUUAGACUUCAUAGAAAAGCUUGAAAAUUUAACAGGAGGUUCAUUAAAAGUUUUAGUUAAUUGUAAAAAAAAAAAAAUUGAGUUUAAUGUAGUAUUUUUUUUUUAUAAAGGAACUUGAAUAUCAAAUUUUGAUGAAAAUUGUUAAGUAAAAAAUUAUGUGGAACAAACCUAAUUUUCCAAUUUUGUUUUUUUUUUUGAACAUAUGUAUAUUGACGAUUUAUUUAACGAUGAUGAAGUCAGCGAAUUGAGCGAAUUGACUAAAUUUAAAAAUUAUAGCUUUUUGAAAUUCUGGUGUUAUGCGGAUAUGAUAUGUUAUGUUAAAUAUUGUACCCCCUCAAGCAUAUUUGUCGUAAUCUAAUGGUUAUUGAUGCCUAUUAUCAUUCUUAGAGACCCAAGCCAUCGCUCGCUCGGAAUUUUUAUCGCAAAAUACCCUUCGAUUUGUUGUGCGAACUUUUCUACCUAAAAUCUUCCUCCAAUGCUUCAAAGCAUCACUAUCAACUGAAUUGUGCCCAGAGUCGUUUUUUCGUUAGCAAUGGUUUAUCAUUGCUUUCAGAUAUACAUUAAAGUACCUAUAACAGUUGCUUCACUCAACCCCAUUAUCCUAGGACGUCUUUUUUUUUUUUAUUUCAUCCAUAACACCAAAGCAAUCCAUAAAUUAAUAAAAAAAAAAUUCAAUUUCCGUAUCAAAAAUACCCAUAACACCUCUUUAGAGGUUGAAUUCGGGGUAAAAAGUAACUUAUGUGAUAUUCCUGAUCAAGAGUUACAUUUACGCAAAAUUUCAGCUUAAUCCGAUCAGUAGCUUUAGCGUGUUGAGAUGAUAAACAUUCAUCCAACCAAACUUUUGCAUUUAUUUAGGUUUCCAUGCGUAAGCAAAAUACUAUACUAGGUUACCGAAUUCUUUCGAAAUUGUUUAAUAUGGCAUUGUAAUACACAUAUCGUUAAGAAUUCGUUUAGAAACCGCUUAGGGAACUCAGCACGCUCGUAGAGCGGAAUUCUCCGACUUGUUUAUUAAUAAAAAAAAAUUAUUAAAAAUAAUAAAUUCUGCCCUAUGAGGUACCUAGGUGUUGGAUACUAUCGAGGACCGCGGUAUCCGGUAACCCGGUUCACCGUUGCCCGGUAACCGCGGGCAUGUAAAAUAUAAAUCCGGUCCGCGAUAAUUACACGUCCUCGCGUAAUACAUUGAUAAUAAUUAUUAUUGCGAUUUGUUUUAUACAAUAAUAUAAUAAUUGCAUAGCACUGUAUCGUCGUUGGCCAUCACUCGCAGUGCGACGCGACAUUGCCGGCGAACGCGCCCGCGAUGAGGCGUUGCAACUGCUGGCACGCGUAUUCGUUUCUACUACUCGCAGCUGUGACGUGCAAGCAGACGGCCACCGUUGACACCCAGAUUGCUUCACAGGAAUCAUCUUGCGAUUCUCACGAAGGGUCUCAGAAUUCCUACGAAGGGUCUCGCAGUUCCAAUGAAGGGUCGCGUAAUUCCGAAGAAAGGUCUCGCGGUUCCGACCACGCGGCCGUCGUCACUGCCGCCGAAAUAACGGCCAUCCCUGCAGCCGCGGCCGCUGCUGCCACAGCCGCCGACACCACGAUGGACGCGAUAGCCAGAUCGGCCACCAGGUCAUUCGACAGACCUCACGAAGAUCAUAACAAUAACAACAACAACAAGCCUUCGGCCGGCCGUCUCAACGACCAGAUAGUUCGGCAGACCAACGAUCUCAACAAGGCGGUCGCCGUGCUGGCCAGCGCUCAGAAACGCGAACACAAGAUGGCCUUGCUGGAGCGAGAGAAAUGCGAGUGA
This is a messenger RNA of Cinara cedri, 2732 nucleotides long. Lineage: Eukaryota; Metazoa; Arthropoda; Insecta; Hemiptera; Aphididae. The record is from the annotation of a GenBank genome assembly.